Molecule: messenger RNA, 936 nt
Organism: Encephalitozoon cuniculi GB-M1
Lineage: Eukaryota; Fungi; Microsporidia; Unikaryonidae
Exons: 1
Coding region: 1-936 (311 amino acids)
Source: RefSeq, marked provisional
AUGGAGGGGCCUGCCGGAUCCAGCGAAGCGAAAGAAGACAUCGAUUGUGAGGAAGAAGGUGAGAAGCUGGACUCUGAGCUCCACCGGCUUAGGCAAGAGAACAUAAGGCUUGGCGGAGAGAUAGUAAUACUGCGGCAAAACAUGAUUGCACUAGAGAAGGAGAACUUCGCAAUGAAGGAGCAGAGGAGCAGGGCAGCACUUGAUGGCCUGAAGAGGAUGGAGAAACUAAAGAAGGAGGUUGAUGUCCUCAAGGUCGAAAGCCGAAUAAGAGAGAACCAAUCAAGGGUGCUGAAGAGGCAAAAGACCACCACAGAGAUUGACGUCAAGUGGGCCCUUGCAAGAUCAAGCUGUGGAAUAAGCUUUUCUCUCCUUCCGUUUGAGUUCAACAGGCUCAAGUUUUUGAAAUCGUUCUUCUACUCCGACUUCUGUCAGCUGGAGUCCUCGUCGGUGAUCAGAGAGAUGAAAAAGAAGAUCUCGAGGUUCAAGGAGUUUCUGGACUUCUACAUGCUGUUCAGCUGUAAGGUAGAUGUCUUCAGGGAGUUCUUCUGUCUGGUUCUCAUGAACCCGCUGUUUCCAGAAGAAAAGAUGAAGCUAUUCAAUACACUUCCACUAGACUGGAUACUCAACUUCAGUGACGAACAGUUUAUUUCUCUUGUCAAGGAAUAUAUAGAUAGGAACUAUAGGCUGAUGGGGCUUUUUCUGCUGAGGGUGGCCGAGGAGAGACCGUUUCUUCUGAACAUUCUCAUCACCAAGGAGAUGUUCACAGAGUUGGCCAGAAUGGACACAAGGGUUGGAUGCAGGCUUAUAUCCGAGGUGUGCAGGAAGGGAGGCCUGUCUCUCAUUGACCAUACAAACAUCCACUACAUUCCUCAAGAAGAUCUGAAGGUUUUGUACAAAGACCUAUACUUUGAGGUUUAUUUUGAUGCCGUUGCGUAA